GUGUGGAAUGAUGUAUGCAAUCUCUAUGCCAAGCACUGAUUAGUAAUUCAAUAAGAUUUCCAUAUUAAUAUUCAUAUCAGCAUGAGGGACUUUUCUCAGCUGCAAUGAGAGAAAUACUUUAGCAAACUUUCAUCUGUGUUUUAGGAUGCAAUUGAUUAAACAUGCUAAUCAAAGCAUGAGGUGAGAUGAUUCUGUUCACCCCACAGAAGCUGCUGCUGACUCUUGUGCUGGAUGUCUGUGAAUGGACACUGUGCACAUCCCACACUAGGGGGCUGUACCUGCGAUACCUGCGAGGCUGUGCCCAUGUUUCUUAUCUUUGCAGGGGAAUUGGCAAACUUUCAUGGAAACCCAACGUUGCUCAUGUACUGAUGAACAUUGCUCCUCUUCAGUUCCUGUAAGGUUGAUUUCUUUGGCAGUGCAGAGGCACUCCAUAUUUAUGGUCACCCUUAUAAUGGAAUGUACCUUUAAUAGUGAUAGUUUAAUAGAGUUUUAUUAAGUUUUAUUUAUAUCCUCAUUUUUAUGUAGGGAUUGUAUUUUUAUAUUUCACAUUUCAAUUUAAUUUAAGUUUAAACAUUUUUUUGUUAAAAUCUUUGUAUUUUUUAUUAGUUUUUGCUUUUAAUGACUUGCUUUUUAAUUAUUCUUUUUAAGCAUAAGUGGUGACAUUGAGUAAGUGAUUUAUUAUACAAUUUAAUACAAGACUAUUGUAUGUGUAAAUGUUACAUAUUUGAUCAAAAGUACCCCAACAGCUCUUUAAUAAUAUCAAAAGGAAAUGAACUGCUUUAUGCUGGACCUUUAUGCAUCAACACAAAAUAAUCAAAUCAAUUUUGAAUUAUGAUUUCAUAUCUGUGACUAAUUUGUAUUAUCAGAAACAAAUAGUGGCCAGAGGACACAGGAAGCUUCUUUGCCCACUGUCCUCCCACAACUCAUAGACAGGAGCUACGCUCCAGAAUCUUCCUUCUUUCCACGGGACAUUGUCUUUCCCUGCAAAGCCCAUGCAACAAAAAUCAUGCAAAGCAGCAAAUCUGCUGAUAUCCUCUUGCGACUCCUCUUUUCCUGCUGGCCCUACACAGCUUCUCACCCCAAGUCCCAUUUAACUGAUUUAGAUUCACAUUGUUAAAUUCCAGGCAAGAAAGAUUAAGUUAUUUUUAGUUUUGAUCAUAAUUGUUUGUGAGCUUGGGUCUCUUCCUCACAAACAAUCCAGUGGCCCUGUUUGCCGAGGGGGCAGCAGAGAUGUUUGGAAUGUUACAGGUUACGAAGACAAGCUGGAGUUGUGUAACUACCACCCAUAACAGUCAGCCUAGUGGGGAGUGGUGCAUAUCACGAGCUAUAAGUGUGGCCAAACAGGACGGUUCAACAUUAGACAGGCACCUGCGGCUGAGAGAUCUAUUGGGAUUGCUUAGGUGAACAUCUGCACUUUUUUCUAUCGAAACAUACAUGCAACAUGGAAUCUAGAACUACUCUGAUCUUCAUUUCUACCAUGUGCACAAUUCUUCUUGAAGGCUGGGGGUUGCCUCUAGUGCCCCAGACUGACCCAAGUGACCCAUCUGCAACCCAUAGGGUCAGGAGCAAACGCUGCUCCUGCAACAACCAGCUGGAUUCGGAAUGCCACUAUUUCUGCCAUCUGGACAUCAUCUGGGUGAACACACCAGGUAAGACUACUGUGUAUGGAUUGGGCAGUCCGCUAACUCGCCGGCGCAGGUCUACAGGCCGCUGCUUUUGUGCCAAUCCUGCAGAUCGGACAUGCAAUGUAUUCUGUCACUACAGCUCUGAAAACCAUGCCAUCACGCUGGUGCACCCAUCUGAACCUGUGCCUGAAAAACAGGAACAACCCAAAUCAGAUCAUGUGACUGCCCUAAUUAACUCCGAAAAUGCCAGUCCAGGAGUUCUGGUUUUAGGGAAGUCUUCCUCCCUUGGAGCUCAGUCAAAUGUCAUAACCUUCCUCAGGAAGCUGGUUAGGGCUAGAGCCAAAGCAAUGGGAAAGGCAUCCAAGGCCAGUCAACCUGGCUACAGAUGAAGUCCUUACAUGGGAGAGAUGGAAGUGUGAGCACUUGAACAAAAGUUGACCCUUGUGAAACCAGGGGCAGCAGAACAUGCAUAGGCUGCGAUCUGGAAGUGGUAUUCCUCAAGGACAGUCCUGUGGAAACUGAGCCUCUGUUGCAGGUUUAAGACAGAAUGGCAGAGAUGAAGUCGUGUGCAAUGUAAAGGAGAUACUUGUGAGUUAUGGACAAAUCAGACCUGUACAUUGGGAAAGCACAGAUGAGGUUUAGGUGUUAGCAACAGGCCUGUAGUGCAAACAGGACAUUAGCUAAGUGGCUAUGCUAGAGAUACCUGACAGCAUCAUAACUAGUCAAAAACACCACGUUUGAACAGUUUGAAGUAAAAUAGACAAGUGCUAAUGAAAAGUUGGUUGGAAGAGCACAAAUAGGAAGAAACUGCAAUACUUCUAUUUAUUGGCACCACUGAAGCAGACCUUCAUCUUUUAGUUUUAUUUUUCUGUUUAACAAAACAGUCCUAUAUGUUCUAACACAAUCUGACAUAAUGACAACAUUAUCCUCAUGGUGCAGCUGAUGUUAUGGUUAUUUUAAUAUUAGCAGCCAAUGAGCUUGCUGUAGCAAUUGCAGCACAUUUCAGAAACCCUCCACCUUCCCCAGCUCCACCUGUAUAGAUCUGCUGGGGGGUGAUUUCAUGUGUAUUAUAUGUGAGGGUUAUUUCAUAUGUCUUAUAUGUGCAGCAGCAGUAUUUCUUAUAUGCUCACAGCAGCAUUUUUAUGGAUGUACUGGCAGUAGCAAGUCUCUGUACUUUAAACCAAGUAUUACCUGACCUUUAAAGUUGGCUUAGAUAGUAAUGAUAGUAAUACAAUAGUUAUGGAAUGUUUCAGUGAAUAUAGCAUAAGGAUGACCACUUUGUAUGGACUUUGCUCUUGUUUUUCAUAUCAAUCCAGCUUUACAGCAUUAAGUAUUCAAGUGAUGCAGACAGUUGUGUUGUUGCAAUCUGUAGCUGGAGAACUUUCCUAUUUAUUAGCACUGAAACAUCUUAGAGUGCUAAAAGUGUAGUGUACAGAAUAAGUAUGCACUUUAAGAUUACUUUUGGCUGUUAUACUAAUAUAUAUACAUAUAUAUUUGUUUAAUCGUUAAGAAUUUUGUAGAGAAAGAUUCCUGUAUUGUAUAUAAACAAUAUGGUUUUGUUA
Molecule: messenger RNA, 3187 nt
Organism: Carassius auratus (goldfish)
Lineage: Eukaryota; Metazoa; Chordata; Actinopteri; Cypriniformes; Cyprinidae
Product: endothelin-2-like
Exons: 5
Coding region: 1442-2014 (190 amino acids)
Biological process (GO): regulation of systemic arterial blood pressure by endothelin; regulation of vasoconstriction; vein smooth muscle contraction
Cellular component (GO): extracellular region
Molecular function (GO): endothelin B receptor binding; hormone activity
Source: RefSeq, a predicted model, not a curated record